CGCCCUCUAUCUCUCAAAUAAUCCUAAUUAAAAUUAUUGCUGCGCCGAACCCAAUGCAUAGCUCACUGAAAACAAUGGCUCCAGCAAAGUUGGAACGACUAUGUGUUCUCUCAUUCUUUCUUUUUUGUGCAACAGUUUUUGGAACAGAAUCAUUGGAGUCAUUGCCUGAGGAUAAACUGAUACUGAGAGGGUUGAAAUUUUAUGGUUUCCAUGGAGUGCUUCCAGAAGAGAGGGAAUUGGGUGGUCUGUUUAUCGUUGACAUUAAUUUGUGGUUGAGUCUGAAAAAGGCCAUUGAAUCAGACAACUUAGCAGAUACAGUUAGCUUUGCUGAUACUUUUAGGCUAGUGAAGAAAAUUGUUGAAGGGCCACCAAGAAACCUUUACGAGACGGUUGCGGAUGACAUAGCGUCUGAAAUGCUUGAAACGUUUCCUAAGAUAAAUGUUAUUCGAGUGAAGUUCGGAAAGCCAAAUCCCUCACUAGUUAAUAGCACCGUUGAUUUCUUAGGGGCCGAGCUUUUCAGGAAGCGAAAUCACUAAAUCAAGAAACUUAAUAACUCAAAGGCUUUGCAUCAUGCCAUCCUUUAUGCUCUUUCAUAAUCAUCGUCAUUGUGUUAUCGAUAAAUAUUUACCUUUUCAAUAAUGGGUUAUUUUAAAAUUUAAAAGAUAAAAUAAACUGAAAUUCACCUAGUUUGACCUAAAAUAAUACAUAAGUGUGAAAGUUUGUAUUUGGAUUUUUCUUUUU
Molecule: messenger RNA, 741 nt
Organism: Arabidopsis thaliana (thale cress)
Lineage: Eukaryota; Viridiplantae; Streptophyta; Magnoliopsida; Brassicales; Brassicaceae
Gene: FOLB3
Product: Dihydroneopterin aldolase
Exons: 3
Coding region: 54-536 (160 amino acids)
Biological process (GO): folic acid-containing compound metabolic process; tetrahydrofolate biosynthetic process
Molecular function (GO): dihydroneopterin aldolase activity
Source: RefSeq, marked reviewed